Elephantulus edwardii (Cape elephant shrew) is the source of this 411-nucleotide messenger RNA. It is a transcript of the gene DEFB129, whose product is annotated as defensin, beta 129. Gene Ontology annotation, cellular component: extracellular region. Bases 1 to 411 code for a protein of 136 amino acids. Gene Ontology annotation, biological process: innate immune response. NCBI's taxonomy places the organism in Eukaryota, Metazoa, Chordata, Mammalia, Macroscelidea, Macroscelididae. The transcript is spliced from 3 exons. The record is from RefSeq and is a predicted model, not a curated record.
AUGAAGCUCUUUUUUCCCAUCUUCGCAAGCCUCAUGCUUCAAUCCCAGGUGAAUGCAGAAUUCUUUGGAGUGAAAAAGUGUUUAAUGGGUUUUGGGAAAUGCAAGGAUUCUUGUACUGUGGAUGAAAAAGAGAUAAAGCCAUGCAAGAAUAAAAAAUGCUGUAUGGGACCAAAAAUCGUUCAAAUGAUAAGACACUUCAUCCAAUCUGAAGACCCAGGCCGGCGGCACAAGGAAACCGAUAAAGAAGGCAGAGAGCCGGAUGAAGAUUUCCACGACCCCGAUAUGCUCCCGCGCCGGCUUCGAUUGGAUCUGGGCGCGCGGCACCAGGACCCGCCGGGCCGGGCCCAACAGGCCCCUGAGCAGCAGCAGAUUCAACGCAGACAUAACGGCCCGGUGCGGACGGCAGACUGA